AUGGCAGUCAGAACACUGGAAAAACAGAGAGCUAAAGACCCAACAGCUCAAGAAAGAAAUAUAGUAGAGGUGAAGUCAGAUAAGAAGAACGAAAAGCCAGUCAGACUAUCCAAUAACCGCUUUUCUUUUCUGAAUGAAGACUUCCUGUGCUGCCAAGAAGACCUAUGUUCUGCUUCACCAUUGGGGAUAUGGACCGUGUUCAACAGAUCAGACCCACGCGUUGCUCUCGGGAAAUACUCUCCCUUGGAAAAAGAGAUCCUACGUCUAGGUGGCAUUCACACCAUAGCAGCAAGGAGGCUUUUGGCUUAUAAACGAGAGGAAGAAUGGAAAAUGCUCAAGGAACUCCAGUUUCUCUCUCCAGACUACAAACGGGCAAUGGAAUAUAGAAAACAUUAUUGUUCUCCUUGUGUUACUUAUGGAACUCAAGAAAAAAUAUGGACAGCAAAGGUUAUUGUGCCCUCAGAGGAGUUUAAAAUGCCGGAUCGAGAACAGAAGAACAUCAGCAAACACAUAGAAAGGAUGCGGCUUGCUCAAGCCCUAAGAAAUCAGGAGCUUUUACCCUACAUUGAAAAAUGUGGAAGCUCCCCAUUUCUGUCUGGAGGGGGCUGGGGCCCAGCAGCAAAAGACAAGGCCAGGCAAGGGAAGGACAACAAAAUGCAAGAAAUAAAAAUGAAAGUAGUUUUCAAAUCGGAAGAACCAAAAAAAUGUUUAACUUAUCAUGCAAAUGAUUGCAAACCAUUCCUCCCCUCAAAGAAACUGAGACGAACCAUCACAGGCCUGACAAACCAAAAUCUUUUCCACUUAGCAGAAUUCCCUGGAGACUUAAUGCUAAUGAAUCAGGAUUUUAUGUCACGGGGAAUCUGCACCAGUGAUGUGGCCAACACCUGCAGUCUGGAAGAAGAGAGUAUCUGGAAAUAA
Molecule: messenger RNA, 918 nt
Organism: Carlito syrichta (Philippine tarsier)
Lineage: Eukaryota; Metazoa; Chordata; Mammalia; Primates; Tarsiidae
Gene: CUNH10orf120
Product: chromosome unknown C10orf120 homolog
Exons: 3
Coding region: 1-918 (305 amino acids)
Source: RefSeq, a predicted model, not a curated record